Molecule: messenger RNA, 2373 nt
Organism: Cannabis sativa
Lineage: Eukaryota; Viridiplantae; Streptophyta; Magnoliopsida; Rosales; Cannabaceae
Exons: 6
Coding region: 872-2185 (437 amino acids)
Biological process (GO): lipid catabolic process
Source: RefSeq, a predicted model, not a curated record
UCUGUAUUAGAACGGAAGAAUGGUAGAGUAAGUGAGUGAAUGAUACUACUGGUGCAGAAAAUAAACAAAGUACAACUAAACCAACAACUCUCUCUACCGUUCCAAUUUUUUUUAUAUAUUUUCCUUAUCAUUAAUAUUAUUAUUUUAACAUGGGAUUGGGAUAUCCUUUCUAUAAAUUCUUAUCCUCCCUUUCGUUUUCAUGUCAAAUUCAUCAAUGCUGCUUACCAAAACACCUCCUUCGAAGUUUCCCAAUUGGAUCUUGACUCGUAGGUGGAGUGGAGCAGACGACGCCCUCUAUUAUUGUUAUUACAACAAUAAAAGAAGAGGAAGAACCCUUCUUUUGUUUUUUCUUUUUCUUUUCUUCCAACUAUGCAACUCCACUCUCUCAAUCGUGAAUUUUGAUCCCUCUCGAAGGCUAAAAUUGUGUCAUCAUCAGUAAAUGAAGAUCUUUCAUUGCAUAGUAGAAGCUUAGUGAAAGAGACUCAUUUGAGAUAAGGAGUCUUCCCUAAUCAAUACCUCUUAUACCGUUGAUCCGUAUAUAUAUUUCUCUCCUUUAGUUCUUUUACUCGGGUUACUGUCUGUCCCGUUGACUUAUAGUAUUCAUAUUUCUCAGUUGAUUUCUUAAUUUUGCAAGCUUAUGCACCUGUUGUAAAUCUCAAGUCUCAAGCAUCUAAAUUUUAGUUCUUGUUGGUAGUGUUACUUAUUUCCCUAAUUUGGUUGGAAAAGUUUCUUCUCGAAUUUUCUAUACAGUCCAAGUAGAUAUAGAUAAUUACCUAUUGGGGUUUCCUUGUUGGACAUUAGUUACCGUAAUACUGCUAAAACUCAUGUGUCUCGGUCAAUCUUAGGAUGAUUGCUUAGAUAGGAGGCUCUAAUGUCAAUUAUAUGUGGCAUCCCUCUUCUUGAGUGUGUUUAUUGUUUGGCAUGUGCCCGCUGGGCUUGGAAAAGAUGUCUCCACACAGCAGGACAUGACAGUGAGAAUUGGGGUAUUGCCACUGCUGAAGAAUUUGAGCCUGUGCCUCGUAUGUGUUGUUAUAUUCUAGCUGUUUACGAAGAUGAUCUAAGGCACCCACUUUGGGAACCUCCUGAAGGCUAUGGAAUCAACCCAGAUUGGUUGGAACAUAAGAAAUCCUAUGAAGAUACUGAUGGACAAGCUCCUCCUUACAUAUUGUAUCUGGAUCAUGAUCAUGAGGAUAUAGUACUUGCCUUUAGGGGCCUUAAUUUGGCAAAGGAAAGUGACUAUGCAGUUUUAUUGGAUAAUAAGUUGGGGCAGAGGAAAUUUGAUGGUGGUUAUGUUCACAAUGGGUUAUUGAAAGCUGCAGAACAUGUUUUGCUUAUGGAAUCUGAUACUUUGAAGAAGUUGGUAAUGAAGUAUCCAAAUUAUACUUUGACUUUUGCUGGACAUUCCUUAGGUUCUGGUGUUGCAACACUUCUAGCUGUGUUAGCUGUGCAAAAUCGGGCUGAAUUGGGAAACAUUGACCGGAGAAGAAUCAGGUGCUAUGCCAUUGCUCCUGCAAGGUGUAUGUCCUUAAAUUUAGCGGUUAGAUAUGCAGAUGUCAUCAAUUCUGUCGUCCUUCAGGAUGACUUCUUACCACGCACAGCCACACCAUUGGAAGACAUAUUCAAGUCUCUUUUCUGUUUGCCGUGCAUACUAUGCCUGAGAUGCAUGAGAGAUACAUGUAUACCAGAAGAGAAGAUGAUUAAAGAUCCAAGGAGGCUAUAUGCACCUGGCCGUCUCUAUCACAUUGUGGAGAGAAAACCUUUCAGGAUGGGAAGGUUUCCUCCAGAAGUAAGGACAGCAGUGCCAGUGGAUGGAAGAUUUGAGCACAUAGUACUUUCAUGUAAUGCCACUUCUGACCAUGCCAUUGUUUGGAUAGAAAGAGAAGCCCGAAGAGCUCUAGAAUUGAUGUUAAAGAAAGAUCCCAUCAUGGAAAUUCCGACGAAACAAAGAAUGGAACGGCAAGAAACAUUGGCGAAAGAGAAGAAAGAGGAGUACAAGGCUGCAUUGCAGAGAGCAGUAACACUUUCUGUGCCUCAUGCUUUUACACCUUCCCAGUAUGGAACUUUUGAUGAGGAAGCAGAGAGCUCACCUGGGUCAGCUGGGGAAUCAUCUUUUGGUUCUGUUAGAAGAACCAGAAGCACAGAAACUUUUGAUGAAUAUUCUGCCAAAGAAGACUCUUAUAGAUGAGAAAAAUGUUAUUUGUUAUUGAGGUUUAAAUUAAAAAUAUAUGAGAAAAAAAGAGUAAUAAGUUUGCGGAUAAUUAUAUUCAUUGAUUCAUUUUUGUAUUUAUUUAUUUAUUUGUAUUGAUUUUGAGGUGUUUUCUGUGUAUUUAAUAGAUAAAAUAAUAAAGUUGUUCUAUCGGCAUAACCUUGAAA